This is a messenger RNA of Rubroshorea leprosula, 2113 nucleotides long. The record is from the annotation of a GenBank genome assembly. Lineage: Eukaryota; Viridiplantae; Streptophyta; Magnoliopsida; Malvales; Dipterocarpaceae.
GGGUGUGGCGUCAACCAACUUUAUACCUCUGGUUCUUGUUGCGUCAUAGACAAUGGGUCAAGGUGUCAAUCAUGUCAAGCAGUGAUGACAAAUCAACCACUAGAAGCCACCAUGUGGAUGAAUCCUUCAUGCUCAAAGCAUUGCAACAACAAUUUCAGAGGCUGGACAUCAUGAAUGAUGCUAAUGAUGAUUUCGAUGAUGAUUAUAAAGAUGCAUUCAACACUGAUGCCCAGAACUCAAAUUUCAGCAUGGACAGAAUUAUGAGAGGUAGAGGGGGCCAAAGAGAGCAAAAUUUGACAAGGUGGGGAGAUCGGCAAGAUCAUGACUUAGGUAGCAUCAAGAUGAAGAUUCCUUCAUUUCAAGGCAAGAACGAUCCAGAUGUGUAUUUGGAGUGGGAAAAGAAGGUGGAAUUGGUGUUUAAUUGCCAUAACUAUUCUGAGGAGAAAAAGGUGAAACUAGCAGCGGUGGAAUUUACCGAUUAUGCUGUGGUGUGGUGGGAUCAGCUUGUGCUUAGUCGAUGUAGAAAUCGAGAGCAUCCUGUUGACACUUGGGAAGAGAUGAAAGCUGUGAUGAGAAAACGAUUUGUUCCUAGUCACUACUACCGUGAUCUCUAUCAACAAUUGCAGGGCCUUACUCAAAGGUCCAAAAGCGUUGAGGAUUAUCACAAAGAGAUGGAAAUUGCAAUGGUUAGAAAGAAUGUGGAAGAGGACAGAGAAGCAACUAUGGCACGGUUUCUACAUGGCUUAAAUCGUGAUAUAGCUAAUGUGGUGGAGCUGCAGCAUUAUGUGGAAUUGGAAGAUAUGGUGCAUAUGGCGAUGAAAGUAGAACGGCAACUCAAGCAUAAAGAAGCCACCACCAGAACUGGGCAAAAUUUAGGUUCCUCAUCUUCUUGGAAACUGAAUUUGAGCAAAAAGGAAGAAAAUUCUGUUUUUAAGCCUAAAACUGCAACAUCUAAGUCAAAAGAAGUUGGCAGCAACGAGAAGAGUAAAACAGAUAAUACGCAAGGCAGAAACCGAGACAUCAAGUGUUUUCGAUGCUUGGGAAGGGGGCAUGUUGCAUCACAAUGUCCUAAUAAGCACACAAUGAUCUUGAGAGAAGAUGGAGAAAUUGAAACCAAGGGUGAAUCUGAUGAUGAAUCUAUGCCAACAUUGGAAGAUGCUAAUGAUGGUGUGGAAUAUGCCGUUGAUGGAGAACUGCUUGUCACUAGGCGAGCUUUGAAUGUGCAAGCCAAAGAAGAUGAUGAAGUACAACGUGACAAUAUAUUUCACAUGAGGUGCCAUGUGAAAAACAAGCAUCCAAGGCCAUAUAAGUUGAAAUGGUUAAACGAUUGUGGAGAAAUCAAGGUAAAUAAGCAAGUUCUGGUUUCAUUCUCUAUUGGACGAUAUGAGGUACUUUGUGAUGUGGUUCCUAUGCUUGCUGGACAUUUACUUUUAGGGAGACCAUGGCAAUAUGAUAGGAGGGUAACACAUGAUGGCUUCAAAAAUCACUAUUCAUUUGUCAUGGAGGGGAAAACAAUUACUCUUGCACCAUUGAGUCCAAGGCAGGUUUAUGAGGAUCAACUGAGAGUAAAAAAAGAGAGUGAGCUUGAGGGUAUGAAAAACAAAGAGAAAACUAUGGAAAAAGAGUCCAAAAAGAGAGAAAAGAUUGAGAGUGUUGAAAACAAAGAGAGAAAAUCAGUGAGUGUUUAUGCAAAAAAAAGUGAUGUCAAAGCUGGGUUCUUUGCAAAGCAGCCUAUGUUUGUGCUUUUGUAUAAAAAUGCUUAUUUCAACACUAACGAACUUAAUGAUUCUUUGCCUAGUGUUGUUAAAUCUCUUUUGCAGGACUUCAAGGAUGUGUUUCCAGAAGACAUCCCUAACGGUUUACCACCAAUAAGAGGAAUUGAGCAUCAGAUUAACUUCAUUCCAAGUGCAACAAUUCUGAACUGACCAGCAUAUCAAAGCAACCCCAAUGAGAUAAAAGAACUUCAAAAGCAGGUUGAAGAACUCAUGAAGAAGUGGCAUGUGAGAGAAAGCAAGAGUCCAUGUGCAGUUCCAGUGCUACUUCUGCCUAAGAAGGAUGGGACUUGGUGUAUGUGCGUUGAUUGUCAUGCUGUCAACAAAAUCACUGUAAAGUA